UGCUCUUAUUCCAUCUUUCAACCAUCGUGACGACCAACAGAUGCAUGCUUUGAUGUUCGAGACUCCAUCGUGCCGGCAAAAAUGAAACCCCCAGCACAUACCUAUCAGCUCUCCACCUUUCCGGAUAUCGUCUCCCGCAUGGCACAGAUUCCCGCCCUGAUCCUGAGCACUCGACCGGCCCAUUAUAGAGCUGGCUACCCCAUGGGGCAAAUGGCAAUCAUGGAGCUAUAGGUCCCACUUCGCCAGGUUAGCUUGUUGCUUGACUCGACCCUGCCGAAAGGAAGCUUGCAAGCUACAAAUAAAGGUCCGCGUCCUGCGAAUUUUCGAGCAGACGACCACAAUCAGCGUCUCUUUACGGGCCCUUCUUCAGCCUGCUUGUUCUGGGUGGUAUAUUGCCGGUGAAAAAUGACGAAAACGAGUGGGUAUAACAUUGCAGUCGGCUUGAUUGUGGCAGUUGGCAGCUUCACAUAUGGCUUUGGAUUUGCCUCCUUCGCCACCAGUAUUGGACAGCCCGGCUUUUUUGCCUACUUCAACCUGGCCACAACAGGGCCGACAGCCGCGUACACCAACCACAUCCUCGGCGCCGUGAAUGCGCUUUUCUUCUUCGGCGCCUGCCUCGGUGCCCUCGGUGGCGGACCGCUAGCUGACAAAAUAGGCCGGAAAUGGACCCUCUUCGGGGCCGCACUUAUUGCCAUUAUUGGUGGCGCCUUGACUGCGGGCAGCGUCCACAUCGCUAUGCUCAUUAUCGUCCGCAUCCUCCAGGGCUCUGGAUUGGGUGCUCUGGCAACACUGGUCCCCAUCUACCUCUCAGAGGCUUCGACUCCUUCCAAGCGAGGAAUGCUGACUGGACUUCACGGCUUCUUCCUGGUUUCUGGAUACAAUAUCUCCGCAUGGGUUGGCUUUGGAUGCUUCUUCUCGGAUAACCUCACUUUUGGAUGGAGAGGUCCACUAGCCUUUACAUGCAUACCGCCGCUAAUUCUUCUCAUCGGCUGCUUCUGGAUCCCAGAGUCGCCCAGGUGGCUGAUCGCCCAAGGGCGCACUGACGAAGCGUGGGCGGUUCUCAGCAGGCUGCACAAAGAUCCAAGCGACCUCGAUGAGAUUGCCGCCCACGAGGAGUUCUACCAGAUGAAGAAACAGAUCGAAUUCGAGUCCCACAAUCCCAGCGGCUACCUCGCUAUCCUGCGGACGCCCUCUUAUCGCAAGAGAGCCUUCCUCUCCUGCUUCGUCCAGUACGCGGCAAACGCUACCGGCGCGCUCGUUAUCAACUACUACUCUGUCAUCAUUUACGAGAACCUCGGCCUGAAGACGUUCUUCCCGCUUCUUAUGUACUGCGUAUACACGCAGAUUGGCGCAUGUGGAAAUCUGUUCUCGCUCCUCACUGUAGACAAGACUGGACGCCGCUUUGCACUUCUCACCGGUUUUACUGGCGUUCUCAUCUGCGUCGUCGUCGAAGCGGCGAUGGUGGGACGCUUCGUCGAAGGGCCGACGCCUAGCAUUGCAGGGCAGAAAGUAGCCAUUGUGGCGAUUAUGAUGUUCGUCUUCUUCUACGGACUCUUCAUCGACGCCGCGAGCUUCAUCUACAGCGCCGAAAUCCUGCCCACCAACAUUCGGUCUCCAGGCGUCGCAAUGGCAACAACAACGUACUUCAUUGCCUGCAUAACGUUCGUGACGCCAGGCGCUACUGCCAUCGCAAAUAUCGGUUACAAGUAUUUCGUCAUCUUUGCCUGCUUGACAGUGGUGUCAGUCGUCGUGAUAUACUUUAUGUAUCCCGAGACGAAAGGCAAGUCCCUGGAGGAGCUGGCGGAACUCUUCGGUGACCCGGUGCUUGUGCAUCUCACGGAUGCGACGGACGAGCAGAGGCAGCAGAUGGAUAUGGAGAUCAAGAACGAGAUGAUUGCCGAACAUCGGGAGGAUGUCAACGUGUAAAUAAGGGCUCCUACUCACCAAGCAGUUCAUGC
Molecule: messenger RNA, 1958 nt
Organism: Trematosphaeria pertusa
Lineage: Eukaryota; Fungi; Ascomycota; Dothideomycetes; Pleosporales; Trematosphaeriaceae
Product: general substrate transporter
Exons: 5
Coding region: 406-1926 (506 amino acids)
Biological process (GO): transmembrane transport; carbohydrate transport
Cellular component (GO): membrane
Molecular function (GO): carbohydrate:proton symporter activity
Source: RefSeq, a predicted model, not a curated record